Asterias rubens (European starfish) is the source of this 3614-nucleotide messenger RNA. RefSeq names its product pectin acetylesterase 8-like. The transcript has 6 exons. Bases 790 to 2226 code for a protein of 478 amino acids. Lineage: Eukaryota; Metazoa; Echinodermata; Asteroidea; Forcipulatida; Asteriidae. The record is from RefSeq and is a predicted model, not a curated record. Gene Ontology annotation, molecular function: hydrolase activity.
UUUUGAGUAAUUACCAAUUAUAGUGUCCACUGCCUUUAACAGAACGCAUUGAAUUCAGCAUUGCAAAACGAGACAAGCUGGAAAAGCAUACUAAUCUUAAUGGUAUGCUCAUGCGUUUAUUUUUACUGUUUUUUUUCUGUAUAAACUACAAUACACGACCGAUGAACGGGGGUCAACUGAUGAAUAGGGGGUCUAUACUAUAAAGUAACUCCAUGACAAAGUUAUAAACACUAUUGUUUUGUUAUUUUCUAAAAGUGUCGAGAAAUAUUAUGCCUACUGCUGUAAUGCAUGCUUUACACACAUCGAGUAUAAUAAUUUAUGUAAAACCAAACUAAUAUUCUUUAUUUCCGAUGCAAAAUUUAACAUCUACUAAAAACAUAGAUCUACAUUAGAUGCGAUAACGUAACCCUCCUCCCGACGGGUACGCCGUCAGCAGGGUUAAAAUAGUCGAGUUGUUGGCUAUUAUUUUGAUUCGCUCGUCCCCAGCGCCUUGCUUUAAAGACUGGCCGCUGGGGCCGAGCGAAUUAUUUUGAUGGAAGUGCCGACGUACCGCAAGCGGGCGCUAUUUUUUGUUUUCUUUGUAAGCGUUUGUCUACUGAUGACAGGACAGGUGUAAAUUGUAUUGUACAGGCACAGCACAGACCGCCUCGUAAUCACCUGCACAGUAGCUGUACAUUUUUGUAAGUUAAGUGAGCUUGGAUUUUCCCGGAGUAAAGGCAAGCAAUGUUAUGAGAGAUAAAGCAUGUUUUGUAACCGCAACAACACCAGAGAAAACAACACAAGCAAUACAUGUCUGCUGAGAGCUUCAAGCAACAACUUCAAAACCAUCAACUACUGGACAAAAACAUGAAUAGGGGGUUAGCUACAAGACAUCAUUUCCCUCUAUGGCAUCAGCUAAAGAGAUCCAGAUUCAAAGGCAUCAUUCUGGCCUUCAUUGCGAUUGCUUUAGUGUUGUGUUUUUUUUACCCGAGACUUUGGCGCAUUAAAUGGUGUUCAUCCACGACACUGUUCAGUAAAGUAUUCGUCAAGCAAAACCAGAACUUGACGUUGGUGAUCUUACCGAAGGAAUUAGCCGAUGAGAAAGGAGCAUACUGCCUAGACGGGGGUCCACCAUCGUAUUAUAUUCGUGAAGCCAAAUCAAACUCUACGCGGCACUCAUGGCUGGUGACACUUCAAGGUGGGGGCUGGUGUUGGAAUGCUUCGGAUUGUUACAAUCGUAGCCUCAGUCCACUUGGCUCCUCCUACAAACUGCCAGCCCAGACUCCAUUCUAUGGCAUCAUGUCGGCCAAUUACACAGUCAAUCCGGAAUUCUAUGACUGGAAUAUGGUGAUGAUUAACUACUGUGAUGGGGCAUCCUUCUCAGGUAAUUUGGAAGCACCUGUCAGAUACAACAACACCGCCGUCUACUACCGUGGGGCUCGAGUGCUGAAACUAGUCAUGGCCUACCUGAUUAACACGACAGGGUUACGAGUGGCUAAAAAAGUGAUACUAAGCGGUGUUUCAGCCGGAGGCUUAGCAGUGUACCUACAUGUGGACCAAAUUGGUAGCAUGUUCCCAGAGAAGGUAAACUUUCGUGGCAUCGUAGACGGAGGUUUCUUCUUAGAUGAGAAGAACAUCUCUAAUUAUCUUCACUACCAAGCCCACAUGAGGCAAAUCUUUGCCAUGCAGUUAGUUGAAGACAGCCUAAACAGGGGUUGUCUCUUUGCCGAAGGAAUCGACGAAUGGAAAUGCUUCUUUGCCGAGUACACGUACCCCUACAUCAAAACUCCCCUCUUCAUCAUCAACUCAGCCUAUGAUUACUGGCAGCAGUGGUUCAUCUUAGAUCUCCGUUGCCAUCCGCUCCAAUGUCCAGACAAACUCAAAUACCUCAAGAGGCAUCACACAAUAUUCCUCCAAGAGAUUCAGCGCGUGUACCAUCACCCGAAUGAUGGGAUGUUCAUCAGUUCUUGCUACGCGCAUAGCCACGCUUUUCACGACUCGACGUGGACCUCGUAUAAAGUUGGCGGGAAAUCUGCCAGGGAAGCUGUCGGAGAUUGGUACUUUGGUCGGACGCCCCCGGAGAGGUCCAGGUACACUGACUGUAACACGAAGUACAACUGUAACCCAACGUGUGCAAACUCAUGGACUGUAGAGUUUUACAAGAACACCACGGAUCGCAUGAAGAACACAACGUCAGAUUUUUUCUACAGCCCUCACAAAAGUGAUCAUCUUUAUGUGAAGAAGUAAUGGGAGACAGCUAGGGAUGCUACAAACCCGGCCAUAUCUCGUUGCCCCCCCCCCCUUUCAAUGUUGGUUCUGAUUGCACGGUCUUCUGCGUUCCAGUCAACAUUGAGCAGGGGUCGGGGGAGAGAAUGAUUAUCGUCAGUGGGAAGUGUACAGGGAAUGGUUUUCUGUUACGUUAGGAAUGGUUUGCCCAAGCAUUUUGGCCGGGAUUGUAGGUGGCGAUAGACUUGAGCUGCAUCUGAAGUGGCUGCUUCUUCUUUCCAGUCCAUCAUCUACUCUUCUAAUGUUUGGACAGGAUUGGGCGCAUCUCACAGCCUUCUUGUUUGCCGCAUCAGGUCUUCAAGUCAGCACUGCUCCUCAAGGGCUGGGCAUCAUGGUGUGGCAUAGUUUGGAGUGACGUGCCACAAUCACACAGUGUCAUUGGUAUACCCCCAUUGUUCAUGUUUGUCGUACAACGUCCAUCCCCUGUACGUAGUCUAUUGAAGGACUUCCAAGACUAGUUAAAACUAGCAAAUUGAAGAAAACAUUAUUUGAAGUUAAAUAUUUUUAAAACACCGUUGUCUUUCAAAAUUUCAUAGGUUUUUCAAAGAUUUCUUUUAGUGGACACUUAAAUUAGUAUGAACUUAAUAAAUACACCGCUUUUCAAUGCUUUAAAAUUGAUAUAAAACAGCAUAUUUUUAAACAUUACAGUAAGAAAAGUGUUAUUGUUAUAAACAACUCUUGUAUACACAUUAAAGUAAGGAACUUGUUGGUUAAAGCAAAAUGAAAACAAAACCAAAGAAAAACAUUCCAAUUUCAUUGUAUGCACUAUGUGUGUGUGUCACUUCUUAAAAAUGCAUCAACUCACUGGUUCAAGAAUUCACUCAUCUUCUGGCGUCUACAAAACCAAUGAAUACGCCCUUUUUUACAAGUUGUGUUUGUAAUUUCUAUGUAACUCGUUUUUUUCAAUUAAUACACCAAAAGCACUGCAUAAUCAGUACUUCCUGCGAGUUUGGUGAAAAAUAAACAUGUCACUCUUCUUAACUCGCGAUACCAUUAUAAAUCAAUACUUAAAACUAUCGUACCUAGUCGUUCAACAUGGUUCUCGUUAUGAUUACGGGUUGAUGUGUGUGAAGGAAAUCGUCAUUAAAUUGAUUCAGAUUUUUUUUUUUGCAAUUUAUCCCCUAGAAGUGCUUUCAUACAAAUUUUCUCGUAAUAUUUUUUUACCUGUUUGUAAAUAUUUUGUUGCACUGUUCUUUUUUUGUUAUCAUUUUUAAUGAUUGCAGCUGUUCUGUUGUCUAAUGCUAAUGAAACAUUUCUUGUCCAUCAUAAGGUAACAUUUUAUUAAAGGCAUUGAACACUAUUGGUAAUUGUCAAAGACUAGCCUUCACAGUUAAUGUAUCUCAACAUAU